Molecule: messenger RNA, 321 nt
Organism: Dentiscutata heterogama
Lineage: Eukaryota; Fungi; Glomeromycota; Glomeromycetes; Diversisporales; Gigasporaceae
Source: the annotation of a GenBank genome assembly
AAAGAAUUAUUUUCGGAGCGUAACGGAGUCUCCAAGAGAGAAAAGGGGAAAUGUAUUUAUAAUCGAAAUGAUAAAAGCAGUGCAUGCAUCAGUGAUUACAGCUAUUUUAACUUACCCAGCAGAGGUAACAUCAUUAAUCAUCCAAUAGAUGUUGCAGGUGCUUUAGAGGAAAACCAUCAGCAUCUGAUAUUACUAUCUGUCCAAGUUUAUCAUAAUUCAAAAGCUCCAAUUCGAGCACCACUUCCACAACGUAAACUACAAUCUGCCCUUAGAGCUCUCCAAGGAUUUUCAGUUGACAAAUCAGGAAGACCACACGCAUGA